AAAUACCCUGAUACGGUCCAAUACUCUGUGAGUAUUGCAGGGGGAAACUAUACUCUGCAUCUGGAAAAGAACAAAAAUCUUGUGGGAAAUAACUUUACUGUGACACACUAUUCUGAUCAGGGCACCCAAAUGACAGAUACUCCAGAUUAUACGGUUCACUGUUACUACCAUGGACAUGUCGUGGGAGUGAAGGACUCUUCGGCCAGCAUUGAAUUGUGCUCAGGAAUGAAGGGAUUUGUGACCCUCCAAGACGAGAUGUACCUCAUUGAACCUCUGCCAGGUGAGGAGACGGGACGGCGAGACGACGGUCAGGGUUCCGAGGCUCCCGGCGACAGCCGUCCUCACGCUGUUUACAACUACAAACACCUGAGGAGGAAGAGGAGCUCCUGUUCCCAUGGAAACACAAGCACUUUCUAUGAUCACGGCGCUCGUCCGUCUGGACUCUUCCAGCUUGGCAGCCUGAAAAGCAGAGCCCAGACCAAAGACGGUAAAGGCAAACCCAGAACGGUGGAGCUGGUUUUGGUAGUGGACAACACCGAGUACAAGAAAUUUGGCAGUAAGAGGACCGUAGAGGCCAGGAUGCUCGAGAUAGCAAACCAUGUAGAUAAGUUGUAUCGCCCUGUGGGAGUCCGUGUGAUGCUGGUCGGACUGGAAAUCUGGACCUACAGUGAUCAGAUUGAGGUCAGCGCCGACGUUGACCUCACGCUCGUUCGCUUCAUCGAGUGGCGCAAGCAGCGCCUGCUGCCGAGGAGCCGACACGACAACGCUCAGUUCAUCACAGGCGUCGAUUUUAUUGGCUCCACUGUUGGGUUGGCAAACACCAAAGCCAUGUGCACAUCGAAUUCCGGAGCCAUCAAUGAGGAUCAUAACACCAAYUCAAUUGGAGUGGCUUCCACCAUAGCACAUGAGAUGGGCCACAAUUUGGGCUUGGUCCACGAUACUGAGGAAUGCGUCUGUGGAUCCUUUGCAUCCAAAAAAGGCUGCAUCAUGGCUGAGAGCGUUGGCUUCGAGUACCCAAAGCACUUCAGCAGCUGCAGUCAGCAGCAGCUCAGCGCCUUCCUGGAGGAGGUCAACCCUGCCUGUCUGCUGGACACUCCCUCCACUGAGCGGAUCUAUGGGGGGCCAGUGUGUGGAAAUGCCUUCUUAGAGCCCGGAGAAGAAUGCGACUGUGGGACUGUGGAGGAAUGCAAGAAUCCCUGUUGCAACGCCACCACUUGCAAGCUGAAUGUGGGAGCUCAGUGUGCAGAAGGAGAGUGCUGCCACAACUGCCAACUGAAACCAACAGGCAGCAUCUGCCGACCGAAAUCCGGAGACUGCGACCUGGCAGAAUACUGCACGGGCCUCUCUGCAGCCUGUCCCGCUGACGCCUUCACCCAGAACGGUCUGCCGUGCGACCGCGGAAAGGGAUACUGCUUCAACGGGCAAUGUCCGUCACGACAGGAUCACUGCAAGAGGCUUUGGGGACCAGGUGCUCAAGUAGCUGUCGCUGAUUGUUUCUAUCUGUACGGAGGCUGCAGGAAGACACUGUUUACCCAAAGAUGCUCCAGCCCAGAUCAAUCUUGCGGAACACUUUUCUGCUCCGGAGGAAGGGAGUUUCCAGUGACGAACAAAAAGUCCUUUUAUAAAGUAGGAAAUGGAGCCAUGUGCAAUGAGGCAACCAUGAACCCUGACGACAACUACCCACCAGACCUCGGGAUGGUGCCUACUGGCACCAAGUGUGGCGACAACAUGGUGUGCUUCAAUAAAAAAUGUGAAGACAUCAAAAACAUCAAAUCGUACGGAACAAACGACUGCUCGUCCAAAUGCAACAACCGCGGGGUGUGCAACCAUGAGAGUACAUGUCACUGCCAUCCUGGCUGGGCGCCUCCUUUUUGCGACGUGAAGCUGUCAGAGCUGACCGAAGAGCCGGGCCUGGUUGUUCUUAGUGUGUCCCUGGUGGUUGGAUUGCUUUUUCUGCUGGUCCUGGUUAUUGGGAGUCUGAUGUGUUGCAUCAGAAAAAGGCCACACACAAAAAGAUUCCUUCCAGUGACCUCAGGACAAUCGAACCCAGUGUUUCAGACCAGUAUUCCACGAGGCAGUCCUCGUCUCGGGCCGGCACAAAUCAGCCAACCCACAUUUUUGGAGUCAUCUGCCAGUCAAGCCUACAAACCUCUGAGCUCUGCUGCUGUCAAACCCCCGACCGGAGCUCCGAGGCCCUGCAGAGCGGCUCCAGAGCCUCCCAGGAAAGCUCCAGAUGCACCUAAGCCAUCUAAGGUUCAGCAGGUUACAAGGAUAUUAAUGCAGCCACCAGCGAUUUCCAGUCUUCCAGCACAUAACGAGACUAAACCACUACCUCCCACCAGACCGCUGCCACCACUUGCAUCCAAACCAAAGCCKAAGCCUCCGAUGCCUCCGAAGAAGCCCUCUGCAGCCCCGUCCUCACUGCCACAUACACAGCUGCUCGGAGGGAGAGUUGCCCUGAAGCCCCCCAGCAGGCCAAGAUGACAGUGGGAAUAACUCACCCUGGUUUGACAUUUUCUGACAGGUUUUUUUUUUUUUUUUUUUUUUGGGUGGGGGGUGGGGGGUAUCCCAUUUUGAAGGAUCAAGAAGAUCCUUUCAGGAGAUACUCGUCUGUUUUUGUGUGGAAUCAAGAUCCACCAAGGAAUCAGAGAAAUGAAGUGUUGUACCAGUUGCCGUGCCACAUCUGCAUCUCGUUGUCACUGUUGGUAGAAAUCUGUUUAACAAACUCAAUUUGAGUGCUUUAGACAAUAGGCGAAUAAUUCUGCUGAUAUGCUGAAUUUUGAUGCAGUGUUUAAUAGGAUUAUCUAAUUUGUCAAGUCUUUAYCGGCCAACUGCACUAUAAAACGCAUUUGUUUACAAGGGCACACUUUUCAUGGUUUGACUGGACAUUUUUAGGUCUCCUGGUUAUUUAUUUAAUAUUUUACUCUACUUCCUGAAACCAGGUUAAGUUGUUAUCCCAGAUAUUUAGACAUCCUCAUAUUCAGGGAAAUUUAUAAUGUAUUAUUUUUAAAUGUAAAGACAAUUUCUAAAACAKAAUCAAAACCUAAUGUAAACUGAAAAUCACUAUGCUGUAAAGCAUAAAACCUGCUCAGUGUCAUAAUGGUAAUAAAUGUUACUUUUUUAUGUUGGUCCAGUACUGCCUUCUUAAAAAAAAAGAAAAACAAACAAAAAGGGAUUUUAAAAUGCUUCUUCUAAACUGGACAGCUGUCCCAGUAUUUUUUUUUUUUAGAUUUGUAUUCUAUUUAGCAGAUGUUUUACAAUGUUUUGUAAUAAGUUUUGUCAGUUUUAUUUUUCAUGACUGAAUUGUCUCUCUCAUUUUUGGAUGUUUAUGUAUUUUUACACCUUCUGUGGUUGUUUUGUGUCUUAAACAGAUCACUUUAGUGCCUAUUAAUAAUUGUUUUAUGAGCUGUGGAUCUACUUGAUGCAUCUGUUUGUGGUCGUAUUGAAUGUUCUCAUCUUYGUGAAUCUUUUUCUCUCUUUUGAACAUAAAUUACAGCUCGUCUGUAUGAUGAAAUGAUCGGUUCUGAGCACAAACGUGGACACUUUAUUUGGAUGUUUUAACAGAAAUUAGUUUUUAUUGCUUUGUGGUUAUUAUGGGUACUUUAUGUAUUUUAAUUGUAAUUCUAGAAAAAUGUUUUGUUAGUUUUACAAUCAUAAAAAUGAAAUGGUUUUGAGUUGUGUGUGUUUUUUUACGUUCUUAUCACAAUAAAUGAGAUUGUCACGAUAAA
Molecule: messenger RNA, 3728 nt
Organism: Austrofundulus limnaeus
Lineage: Eukaryota; Metazoa; Chordata; Actinopteri; Cyprinodontiformes; Rivulidae
Gene: adam8a
Product: ADAM metallopeptidase domain 8a
Biological process (GO): positive regulation of membrane protein ectodomain proteolysis; regulation of cell-cell adhesion; proteolysis
Molecular function (GO): cell adhesion molecule binding; metalloendopeptidase activity
Source: RefSeq, a predicted model, not a curated record